Messenger RNA from Fimicolochytrium jonesii, 1028 nucleotides. RefSeq lists its product as uncharacterized. Gene Ontology annotation, biological process: ribosome-associated ubiquitin-dependent protein catabolic process; rescue of stalled cytosolic ribosome. Gene Ontology annotation, molecular function: ribosomal large subunit binding; ubiquitin protein ligase activity; zinc ion binding. The record is from RefSeq and is a predicted model, not a curated record. The coding region runs from base 22 to 846 and encodes 274 amino acids. The transcript has 4 exons. Gene Ontology annotation, cellular component: RQC complex; cytosol. Lineage: Eukaryota; Fungi; Chytridiomycota; Chytridiomycetes; Spizellomycetales; Powellomycetaceae.
CAACAGACGUACGAGCUGAAGAUGAUGUACAUUGCGCAAGUACGGAGUGCCAAUGUGAUCCCCAAGCUACUCGAGCACAUCUUUAUCGUUCUGGGCGUCGGAUGGUCAAGAUCACCAUUUGAUCUCACUCCUUGGGAAUUCGAUGAAUACGACGUCUCAGGAUUUGAUAUCACAUCGGAUGUGGCGUUCCAGCUACUCGCGGCCCAUCUCUAUUGGCGUUGCCUACGGAACACUCCCUCACUGGUGAGAAUUUGGUGGGCCGAGUGCAAGUCCAGGCAAUUGACGCUUGCCGUGGAAAGCUACACCGAGAGGUUCUUCAGCCCGAUCCUCAUUCGCACCGAAGUCAAAUCCGUACAAAGAAUGAAUAAAUCGGACUUAGAAGAGACGACGGUUAGAAUCAACAAGGCCGGGAAUGAAGUUUCUGCCGUCUUCACGGUGGAAGAAGCAGUGCUGGAAAUGGUCAUUCGACUACCGAGCAACUUCCCCUUACGCCAUGUCGAGGUUGAUAGUGGGUCAGGGGCAGGAUCCACUGCUGCCGGUGGCAGGGCGGCUGGAAUCAGCGAGUCCAGAUGGCGAGCUUGGCUGUUGAGUGCCAGCGCCGUCAUCGUAUCUCAGAAUGGAAGCAUUGCUGACGCAGUCAAACUGUACGCCAAGAACAUCACCUUACACUUCGAAGGCGUCGAGGACUGUGCAAUUUGCUAUUCGGUGAUUGGGGCGAUUGAUCGGACACUGCCAACAAAGCAAUGCAAGACGUGCAAACAUAAGUUUCACUCCAGUUGUCUCUUCAAGUGGUUCCGCACAAGCAAUCAAUCAACCUGCCCACUUUGUCGUCAGCCAACCUUCUGAGGAGUGUGUUGUUCAUCUUGCGAUCACCUGCUACAUAUACAGUAUAUUAGGUCGAUAGGCUUGGAUCCCGUAGACUAGAUUGUUAUAGAGAUGAGAAGGCUGUAAGGGUUACGCGCUGUCGAUUUUUGCUGUCAUUUUUUCGCAAACUCCGAAUCCAUUUUCGUAGUUAUUCAUCAAAGUAA